Carassius auratus (goldfish) is the source of this 2284-nucleotide messenger RNA. RefSeq names its product adhesion G-protein coupled receptor G2-like. Bases 135 to 2252 code for a protein of 705 amino acids. Gene Ontology annotation, molecular function: G protein-coupled receptor activity. The record is from RefSeq and is a predicted model, not a curated record. Gene Ontology annotation, cellular component: plasma membrane. Lineage: Eukaryota; Metazoa; Chordata; Actinopteri; Cypriniformes; Cyprinidae. Gene Ontology annotation, biological process: adenylate cyclase-activating G protein-coupled receptor signaling pathway; cell surface receptor signaling pathway. The transcript is spliced from 17 exons.
UUCAUAUGUGGACACAUCAAACUCUCUCAACUCCUGUACUUUUGACUUAAUCUCAAGAGUGAAAUAAGACGAAGAUUAAUUAUUUAUAUUUAAAACAAACGUGUGUCUCUAUCAGGCUUCUGUCUCUGGGAAUUAUGUCUGGACAAAAGCAGAAUUUGCUGUGGCUGAUGAUCAUCUGUUGUGCUGCGUGCCAGAUAACCUGCUCAGAAAAUCUGAUCCAAAUCAAGGUCAAUUUGACAGAUCAGUGUUUCUGGAACCAAAGUAGCUCACCGUAUUCAGAUAUAAUUCAGACACCUCUAUCAUAUGAUCUAGAAAGAUGUCACACAAUGAAUGUCACUCUAAACAUCUCUUCUCGAGGACGAUGUAGAUCAUACAAUUUCACCAUAGCAAAACAGAAGGAGAAUUAUGAAAUCAGAAUGAAUGAGGAGAUUAAAGACAUUCAACUCAGGUUUUUACGUAAUGAUGAUUGUCUGCCAUCAGCCCCGGAAGAAGCUAAAACACAAACAUGUCUAUCAUAUGAUCUAGAAAAAUGUCACAUGAUGAAUUUCACACUAAACAUCUCUUCUCGAGGACAAUGUAGAUCAUACAGUUUUACCAUAACAAAACAGAUGGAGAAUUGUGAAAUCGGAAUGAAUGAGGAUAUUAAAGGCAUAGAACUCAUGUUUUUACGGAACGGUGAUUGUCUGCUGGAAGAAGAAGCAGCAUCAAGGAAAUGCAUUCUGCAUUUAAAUAACAUUGACUGGAUGUGUGUGACAUAUGAUAAGAGCAAUAUUGAUGAAGUUGUCGAAGCCCCAGAAGCAUCAAACUACUUGGGAAAAAUGGAAUCUAAGAUGGAAGAGAUGGAUAAAAAACAUAUAAGCAAACAAAUUAUCAACGGGAAGGCUAUUGGUCUUCUCCAAAUACACGAUGAGAACACAACAACCGAAGACACAUGCUACUCAUCAAAUCAGAACAUGAUAAACGUUGUUGACUGUCAAAGCAUCCCAAAUACAAACUUUUCAUGGGCUGUAAAGAUUCCCAAGGAAGCUGUGAAUAAAUCACGACAGGAAAACAAUGGAUGUGCGUUUGUUGCUGUUCUACAGUUCAAAAAUAUGAGAAAUAAGAAACAAACUAAAAAUCUAAGCGUUUUGAAUGAUGAGGUUUAUGGAAUAACAAUGAGGGCCAAUAUCUCCAACCUUACCAACAAUAUUGAAAUGCUCUUUGGACGUAAUGAUAAGGGCAGUAAAGCAUCCUGUGUUUCUUGGGAUGGCAAAGGAGAGCUUAAUUGGACGACAUUCGGCUGUGAGACAGAAAUCAACAACAACACCAUAAAGUGUUCCUGCUCACAUCUGACGUUCUUUGCAGUGCUGAUGUCUCAGUCAGAUGCAAAGAUCACAGCAAAGGAUCUGGAAUCACUGACUUAUAUCACUUCUGCCGGCUGUGGCAUCUCCAUAUUUUUUCUGUCUAUUGCUUUAUUCAUGCAUUUCCUGUUACGGAAAGCCAAGUCAAAUCAGGCCACGAAGAUCCUGAUGAACAUGUUUGUAGCUUUGUGUCUACUAAAUAUCUCGUUUUUGUCAAACGAGAGCGUCGCUAACACAGGAGACAACGCUGUGUGUGUCUUCAUAGCGCUGCUCCUGCAUUACUCCAUGCUGGCCUCAUUCACCUGGUUCUUCAUUCAAGCUCUUCAUAUGUACUUAUGGCUCAUCAGACAGAACGUCUCCAUCACAAACUACAUGAGGAAGAUCACCGUGUUGGGCUGGGUGUGUCCGGCUCCAGUAGUCACAGUUAUCGUUUCUGUAGGAGGAUAUAAAGGAGUGAUCCUAAACACAACAUCUGGAAAAAUCACACGAAUGUGCUGGAUUAAUGAUCAUUACAUUCACUACAUAGUGAACAUCGGCUACUAUGCUUUAGUUUUCGUCUUCACGGCAGGAAUCUUCAUCAUGAUCGUCACUAAGAUCAUUCAGUCCAGAAUCAUAAGAUCGACUGAAGACAAGAGAAAGAUGUUCAGAAAGCAUCUGAUGAUGGUGUUGAGUUUGUUCCUGCUCUUCGGUCUGACGUGGUCUGUGGCGUUCUUCAGUUAUGGACCGAUGCUCAUUCCCUCAUAUUACAUAUUCACUGUGCUGAACUCGUUUCAGGGUUUCUUCCUCUUCCUGUAUUACUACCACAUUCACAAUGAUGUCGCGGGUCAGUUCUCUGAUGAUCCAGAAAACACUGACUCCAACACAACCAUCACUCAAUCCAGCAUUAACGCUGUGGAAAAUAUUUAUAACUAGCAUGAUUAAGACUGAAGACUAAAGUUUUAGUA